Molecule: messenger RNA, 3058 nt
Organism: Chanos chanos (milkfish)
Lineage: Eukaryota; Metazoa; Chordata; Actinopteri; Gonorynchiformes; Chanidae
Gene: brd8b
Product: bromodomain containing 8b
Exons: 19
Coding region: 13-2541 (842 amino acids)
Cellular component (GO): NuA4 histone acetyltransferase complex
Molecular function (GO): protein binding
Source: RefSeq, a predicted model, not a curated record
UGUAACAACAAAAUGUCGACUGGAGUCGGAAAGCAUAAGAUGACGUCCCUCGGACCGACAGAGCCGUGGUCGGUCCGGGAGAAACUGUGCCUUGCGUCUUCUGUCAUGAGAAGUGGAGACCAAAACUGGGUGUCUGUCAGCAGAGCAAUCAAACCAUUUUCUGAGCCUGGACGACCCCCGGACUGGUUUUCACAGAAACAUUGCGCCUCCCAGUACUCUGAGCUACUUGAGACCACAGAAGCUCCAAAGCGGAAGCGUGGAGAGAAAGGGGAGGUGGUGGAGACCAUAGAGGAUGUGAUCGUGCGCAGACUUACGGCAGAGAGGAUUGAGGAGCUGAAGAGGCUCCUCAAAGAGACACAGGAGAAGUACAGGAAGCUGAAGAAAGAGGUGGAUUUGAUCCAGGCGGGACAUAUGGACUCUAAACUGGAGGAGCUUUGGGGAGAAAUUGAGCAAAAGAAGAAACAGGAGGAUGAGGAGGCGGAGCAAAAGAGGAAAGCCACAGAAGCAGCCUAUCAGGCUCGCCAGGCUGCCAAAAACACACCAAAGAGGCUGCCCAGCGUCACCGUGCGCUCCCCACUGGGAGCCAGCUCUCCAGGCAUUGAGGUCACCCUCCCAGAUACUCCACAGCCUAUGGCAGACGAGCCCUGCACCAGCCCUAUGGCUCAGGGUGUAGCAGCCUUUGUGUCUGCCACAGAGGCUCCUGGGCCUGGUCCUAAAGAGGGAAGCCUGGGGACUCUGGUAGAUGACUCCCCACAGAAGAAGCUCCUUAUUCAGAAGGCUACCCCACCACCAUCCCCUCUGCUCUCGGAGCUUCUGAAAAAAGGCAGCCUGAUAUCGGCCAGCCCCAGACUGGUUGUUGAGGGAGAGGUUGCUACAGCCCUCAGUAACGGCUCUCACAGCGUUGAAGUUACCACCACAACAACCACCGCUGCCACCGUCACUGCUGCACCUGUUCCUACCAGUCAAGAGAUAGCAGCAGAUGCGCCAACAUUAUCCCGCCUACUGGAGUCAACACCUUCGGCUCAGUUUCCCACCACUGCAGAGCCCCCCUCCACCCCUUCAGCCACCACUGCAGAGCCCCCCUCCACCCCUUCAGCCACCACUGUAGUAGCCCCCCCUGCUCCGGACCACCAAGCUUUAACCAGCGCAGGAGCAGUAGUAACAACAGAAGGCUCAAGGACGGAGGGUGUGAUAGGGGUGCCCACUCCUUCACAAGCAGAGGGGAAAGAGGGAGAGCUUGUGGAGGAGGACCUGGUGGCUGUAUCUUACAUGGGAGAUGAGCUGGACUUGGAUACAGUGGGGGACAUCAUUGCCAUCAUAGAGGAGAAGGUGGAUGACCCUGUGGAUGCUCUGGAUGCCGCAGCAGUAGAGGCUGCUCUGUCCCUGUGUGAGGAAGCAGUAGCCGGAGGCCACAGUCUGUCGGGCCCCUGGGAGUCUCAGACGUUUAAGUCAGUGGAACAGCAGGAGCAGGAACCCCAGGAGAGCACAGUCACAGCGACCGCGCAGGGGCCUGAAUCCGCAGCCGUAGAGAGGGAGAUGGAGGUUCUGGUUGAGGACGCGGCCGAGGGGGAGAGUCAGGAACCGACAGAACCUGACCCUGCUCCCACUCCUGGACCUGAUGAAGGGGUAGCUCAAGAAUCAGAACCAAAAACAGAAACACAGGGACUAACAGAAGGAGAAGAAGAAAGAGAAGGAGUGGUUGAGGAAGCAAAAAUGGAGAACAGAACGCCCAGUCCGUCUGUCAAGUGUGAGAGUGAAGAAUGGACACAGCCUGAACCAGAAACACCCUGUUUAGAUUCAGAAGACAGCUCUGGAUCAGGAAAAGACUCUAAGGAGGUAAAGGAUGAGGAUGGAGGAAGUGAGGUGGACGGUGAUGAAGGGAUGGAGCUGAAGGAGUGUGGAGAUGGGGAUGGAGAGGGGCCGUAUCUGUCUGAGGUGGAUCCUCCUGCCAGUGAGAGUGAAGAUGGCUAUGGCACCAAUUCCCAGCGCUACACUACAGCGGACUCCACCGCCAGCAGCCCUGCCUCCUCCCAGUUCUCUAUGUGCAGUGAGGAUCAGGAGGCUUUGCAGGCCCAGAAGAUCUGGAAGAAAGCCAUCAUGCUCGUGUGGCGGGCAGCAGCCAAUCACAGGUAUGCAAGUGUGUUUCUACAACCUGUAUCCGACGACAUCGCCCCUGGUUACCACAGCAUUGUGCACAGGCCAAUGGACCUAUCAGCCAUUAAGAAGAACAUUGAGUCUGGUCAGAUCCGAACCACAGCGGAGUUCCAGCGUGACAUCAUGCUGAUGUUUCAGAACGCGGUGAUGUAUAACAGCUCGGAUCACGACGUGUAUCACAUGGCUCUGGAGAUGCAGCGGGAUGUUCUGGAACAGAUCCAGCAGUUCCUGGCCACUCAGCUCAUCAUGCAGACGUCAGAGUCCGGCAUCAGCGCCAAGAGCCUGCGUGGCCGAGAGAACAACCGCAAGCAGGACUCGAACGAGAAGGAUGGAGGCACCAGGGGGCGCAGGAGUGCCAUUGAGGCUGAUCUCAAGAUGAAGAAGUAGCUGAUCCGCGAGGUCCACACUACACACACACUGGAACUUGGAGACUCAUGGAGUUGGUCAAAGUGACUUGAUCAUUUCAUUUCUGGAGUUAAUUUCAAUCUGACUUCUUCAUUUCAGGGACUUUCAUCUGCAGCACCUGUUUUAAGGAAUGUAGUAUCAUGGCCACAAAAUCAAAUGAAGAGGAUCGUUAUACACAGUCUGAAUGUUAAAUGUAUAUGCUUUAGAACCAUGAGUUACAGAACUGCAGUUCUCAAGAGUUACAUUAGUAUAAGCUGUCAGACAUCAUCUUGACUAGCUUUAACGCUGUUCCUUACUGGAAAAGGAUGGAAACUGUAGCCUCUCGUUAUUGCGGUUUUGUACCUCACGGUCAGGAUAAAGGCCUGCUGUAUAAUAUUUUCUUUUGCCAUCUACAAAGAGAAGCUGCAACUUACUAUAGUGUCCAUGUGUCCGGCAAUAUGUUAACAUGGAAAGUGGAGAGUGGUUUUGUACAGGAAAUGUUUGUGUACAGAUAGUGUUU